Nannizzia gypsea CBS 118893 is the source of this 780-nucleotide messenger RNA. RefSeq lists its product as hypothetical. NCBI's taxonomy places the organism in Eukaryota, Fungi, Ascomycota, Eurotiomycetes, Onygenales, Arthrodermataceae. The record is from RefSeq and is a predicted model, not a curated record. The transcript has a single exon. Bases 1 to 780 code for a protein of 259 amino acids.
AUGGCGACUACUAUAUCCCAGGACCCUCCCGCUCGAGAAUUGUCAACUCCGCAACAGGAGGAGCUUAAUGCGGAAGACUCCAAAGCCAGCCAACCUCAAAGCCGCAUACCCAUAAGAACCUACCACUGCAGAUUCUGCAACCAUCUUCUUAUUGCAUCGACACAGGAUCUGUCUACGCUUCCUCGAAGACGAGCUCCAGCUUUAGACAAUGCGAUAAUACUCCCUCUACCGAAGAAGUCAGCCGACGCAGAGGAAGAGGAUGACGACGAGGAGGAAGAAGAAGAAGAAGAAGAGGAAGAGGAAGAGGAGGACGAUGGAGAAAGCAAGGAAAAAGACUUGGGAGAGACAGAGAUAUCACAACAGAUGGAAUCAGCUACGUUGAAACCGGGCUCAAGGAAAGGGAAAUCCUCUGCGCCCUCAUCUUCGUCGCAACAUUACACAAUCCUGCUAUCGACGACUACACCGGAUAGAAAACCGAUUAUUCUACGGAGAGCAGACGGGUUUGAGAAACGGUUACUGGUUCGGUGCGGCCGGUGUAAAGUUGUGCUCGGGUAUGUUUUGGACGAGGUUCACUUUAAGAAAGGCGAAGAGAACAAGGCUGGCGCCGCUGCAGCGACGUUAGAAGGGGAAGAAGGCAACGUUUCUGGCACGGGGGAACCGGAGGUUAUCUAUAUCCUUCCAGGCUCACUGGUUGAGACAGAGGAGCUGAGCAGUGAGAUUAAGCUUGAGAAGGAAUCCUGGGCAGAGUGGGAGUCUCUUGCAAAGAAAGCGAGUAAAUGA